This is a messenger RNA of Alexandromys fortis (reed vole), 1626 nucleotides long. RefSeq names its product cysteine-rich secretory protein 1-like. Bases 208 to 1044 code for a protein of 278 amino acids. NCBI's taxonomy places the organism in Eukaryota, Metazoa, Chordata, Mammalia, Rodentia, Cricetidae. Gene Ontology annotation, cellular component: extracellular region. The transcript is spliced from 9 exons. The record is from RefSeq and is a predicted model, not a curated record.
AUUCACAAUAAAAGCCUGAGGUUUGAAGCUCAGGUCAGAAAGGAAGGGAUAAAAAGAAAGAGAGAGAAGAACCUGCCCUGCAGCUGAUAACCUGUCACCUUGCAUCAGAAUCCUGUGUUCGGGUACUGACAUCGCCGUCCAGACAUCCCAGAUUCAGAACAGGCACACUUCUCUGCUGAGGCUGUUCCUUGGCCAUAUACCACAGACAUGACAUUAUUCUCAUUGUUGUUGUUCCUGGCUGCUAUGCUGCCCCCAUCUUUUCAAGAUAACUAUGAGAAACAAGACUUUGCAGAUUUGUCAACCACUACAGAGUCAGUUAGAGACGAGAUUUUAUUCAAACACCUUGAACUGAGAGUAUUGCUUGAUCCACCUGGUAGUGACUUACUGAAGAUGGAUUUGUCAACCACUGAAAAGUCAGUCCAAGAAGAGAUUGUAAACAAACACAAUGAACUGAGAGGUUCGGUUAAUCCACCUGGUAGUGACUUACUGGAGAUGAAGUGGAACAGUGAUGCCCAAGUAAAUGCACAGACCUGGGCAGACCAGUGCACUUAUCAACAUAGUUCUCAGGAAUCCAGAAAAAUCAAAAACUUAAGAUGUGGUGAAAAUAUCUUCAUGGCAUCUUACCCGGCAACAUGGUCUCAGGCCAUCCAAAGCUGGUAUGAUGAAUCCAAAGAUUUUAAGUUUGGUUCAGGGCCAACAACACCGGGUGCGGCAAUUGGACAUUAUACUCAGCUAGUUUGGAAUUCUUCUCACCAACUUGGAUGUGGAGUCACUGAGUGCCCUAACAACCCAUUGAAAUACUUGUAUGUUUGUCACUAUUGUCCUCCUGGUAAUUUUCUGGACAGGAUAUACACCCCUUACACAGUAGGAGAAAUAUGUGGCAGUUGUCCUAAUCACUGUGACAAUGGACUGUGCACAAACAGGUGUGACUAUGAAGAUAAGUAUUCUAACUGUCCAUCUUUGAAAGCAUCACUAACCUGUUACCACCCACUUACUAUUGAAAACUGCCACGCUACAUGCAACUGUGAAGACCAAAUUCAAUAAAUUUCUAGUGCACGAGACCAGGGCCAUGUGCAGGAAAACCUCCUCCCUAGCUUAGUCUUGUCACAGUCCACCAGGAAAUUCUAGGUAUAAGUACACUCAAAUGAUUCCAAACAGUAAAGAUUAAUUUUUUUCUAUAUAAUCUAAUUUAGCAUAAAUACUUUAUAACCAAAUAUUUUAAAAUAACAAAAUCAGUAAUACCUUUGGGACUUGGCCUCUGAAUUCUGUGACGAAUUUAAGCAAUUCACUCAAAUCCAAGAUUUUAUGUAGUUUGUCUGUAUGACUAAGGUCACUAAAACUCUGUCUUGGGAACAAUAAUCAGGUUCCCAGAGCACAAUGAAGUAAAGAAAAGCAUAUACUUCCACUGUAGCUUUCAGUCACCUUUCCUAGCUCUACCUAGCUAACUAUCUCCAAAAACAAAUGCGCAUUAGCUCUCUUUGAUUUCUUCUCAGUAUUUACUCCUCUUCACAUUCCCCAGAACUAGAGUUUCAAAUUCUAAACUGUAAUUUGCCUUUUAAUUGUUAGGUAUUUCAUGUACCCUUUUAAAAUGUAAAUUCAUAAACAGAAUUUGCUUUUUCAAAUGAC